Molecule: messenger RNA, 1438 nt
Organism: Tripterygium wilfordii
Lineage: Eukaryota; Viridiplantae; Streptophyta; Magnoliopsida; Celastrales; Celastraceae
Product: cinnamyl alcohol dehydrogenase 1-like
Exons: 5
Coding region: 156-1229 (357 amino acids)
Biological process (GO): lignin biosynthetic process
Molecular function (GO): cinnamyl-alcohol dehydrogenase activity; zinc ion binding
Source: RefSeq, a predicted model, not a curated record
CAAAUAGCAACUCAACUGCUCCUCUGUCCUUGUUUUUGCUUCCAUUUUGCCCAUCCUGUGCUUAUUUAUACCCUCAUACACUGAUAUUUCCGCCAGUGCUCUCUUUCUUGUCUCUCUGUUUCUCAGGAAUUUUGUCGAGCAACUAGCAGAGCAUAAUGGGUAGCCUUGACACGGAGAGGACAGUUGUAGGAUGGGCAGCAACUGACCCUUCUGGGAUUCUCGCUCCUUAUACCUACACUCUUAGGGACACUGGUGCUGAAGAUGUUUUUGUCAAGGUUCUCUACUGCGGAAUCUGUCAUAGUGAUCUUCAUCAAAUCAAGAAUGAUUUGGGCAUGUCUCAAUACCCAAUGGUUCCUGGGCAUGAGGUUGUGGGGGAGGUAGUGGAAGUGGGAUCUGAAGUGACCAAAUUCAAAGCCGGAGAUGUUGUUGGCGUUGGACUGAUUGUCGGAUCCUGUGGGAGCUGCCGUCCAUGUGAAUCGGAGGUAGAGCAGUACUGCAACAAGAAAAUCUGGAAUUACAAUGACGUUUACACUGAUGGGAAACCCACCCAAGGCGGCUUCGCUGAAUCUAUGGUUGUCCAUCAAAAGUUUGUAGUGAAAAUACCAGAUGGGUUGGCUCUAGAACAGGCUGCCCCGCUAUUGUGUGCGGGUGUGACAGUGUACAGUCCAUUGAACCAUUUUGGACUGAAACAAAGUGGACUCAGGGGAGGAAUAUUGGGGCUUGGAGGUGUUGGACACAUGGGUGUGUUGAUAGCAAAAUCAAUGGGACACCAUGUGACUGUCAUAAGUUCUUCUGAUAAGAAGAGAGUGGAGGCCUUGGAGCAUCUUUGUGCUGAUGAUUACCUGGUCAGCUCGGAUGAAACUCGGAUGAAAGAGGUGGCUGACUCACUUGAUUAUAUCAUUGACACUGUCCCUGUUGGUCAUCCUCUUGAACCUUAUCUUUCAUUGCUCAAACUUGAUGGGAAGCUCAUCUUGACUGGUGUUAUUAACACCCCUCUGCAAUUCAUGGCUCCUGUUGUUAUGCUUGGAAGAAAGGUGAUCACAGGGACCUUCAUUGGGAGCAUGAAGGAAAUACAGGAGACAAUUGAUUUCUGCAAGGAGAAGGGUUUGUCUUCAAUGAUUGAAGUGGUCAAAAUGGAUUACAUCAACAAAGCUUUCGAGAGGCUUGAGAAGAACGAUGUCCGGUACCGGUUUGUGGUCGAUGUUGCCGGCAGCAAGCUUGAUCAAUAGACCAAAUGAUCAUGCAGAUGACAGCCAAACUCCCAUACUGAGAAACUGAUAAUAUAUUUUCACAGGGACUCCACAUUACUCUUGUGUUUUGUUUGUUUGACUUCGCUUGUUGGUUUUUCUUUGAUUGCUGUACUAUUUAUAUGAACUUCUAAACUUCAUUCCCCCUUGCAUUUUGUCAAUAGAAGAAGAAACUAAGAGGUUAUCACGUU